This is a messenger RNA of Acanthisitta chloris (rifleman), 1889 nucleotides long. RefSeq names its product tax1-binding protein 1 homolog. Lineage: Eukaryota; Metazoa; Chordata; Aves; Passeriformes; Acanthisittidae. Gene Ontology annotation, biological process: negative regulation of apoptotic process. The transcript has 13 exons. The record is from RefSeq and is a predicted model, not a curated record. The coding region runs from base 24 to 1889 and encodes 621 amino acids.
UAUACUUUUGUUACAGAUCAACCAUGUCGUCCUUCCAAGAAGUUCCAUCUUCAGCUAGCGCUUUGCAGACUUCCAAUUUUGCACAUGUGAUUUUUCAAAAUGUGGCAAAAAGUUAUCUUCCAAACACCCAUCUUGAAUGUCACUACACUCUGACCCAGUUUAUCCAUCCUCAUCAGAAGGACUGGGUUGGCAUUUUCAAGGUUGGUUGGAGUACUGCAAGAGAUUAUUACACAUUUCUUUGGUCACCUAUGCCAGAAAAUUAUGUGGAAGGAUCAACUGUUAACUGUGUGCUGACGUUUCAAGGGUAUUAUCUCCCAAAUGAUGAUGGGGAAUUUUAUCAGUUCUGUUACGUGACUUACAAAGGAGAAAUCCGUGGAGCAAGCACACCUUUCCAGUUUCGGACCUCUUCUCCUGUUGAAGAAUUGCUCACUAUGGAAGAUGAAGGAAACUCUGAUAUGUUAGUGGUGACCACAAAAGCUGGACUUCUUGAGUUUAAAAUUGAAAAAAUCAUUAAAGAAAAAGAAGAGCUAUUAAAGAUAACUUCUGUUCUGGAGAAGGAAACGACACAACUCAGAGAUCAAGUUGAAAGACUGGAAAAAGAACUUAACCAUGAGAAGCAGAGAUGUGACCAACUGCAAACAGAGCAAAAGAAUAAUAUUCAAGCAUCAGAAGCUCUUAAAAGUGAAAAUGAUGAUUUGAAGAAGAAGCAUGAUGAGGCUGCCUCAAAAGUUCUCCAGCUUGAAGAAGAUAUCGUGGCUGUUACUCAAAAAGCCAUUGCAAAAGAAACUGAGCUAGACAGUCUGAAGGACAAACUGAAGAAAGUGAUGCUUGAGAAGGAGCAACUUGAAUGUGUGUUAAAGACAGAAAAGGAUGAAAAAGAACUUUAUAAGAUACACUUGAAGAAUACAGAAAUAGAAAACACCAAACUAGUAAAAGAAAUCCAGACGUUUAAGAAUUUGGAUGCAAACAAAGAAAACAUGAUAUCGUAUUAUAAAGAGGAGGUUGGCAGAUUACAGCUAUGUAUAGCUGAAAAAGAAAAUAUGAAGAAAGCUUUUUUGCUCUCCUCAUCAAACAAGGAGGAUGCAAGUGUUUUAAAAGAACAGCUUCGGAAAGCCGAAGAUCAGAUUCAGGCUAGCAAACAAGAAGCUGUUUUAAUGUCAAAAGAGCUGAGUGAUGCAGUAAAUGUGCGAGAUAAGACGAUGGCAGAUCUUCACAGUGCACGUCUGGAAAAUGAAAAAUUUAAAAAGCAACUUGCUGAAGCUUUAGCUGAACUUAAAAAAAUCACAACUUUGAAAAAUGAACAGGAAACUUCUAACACAGUGGAGCAGGAACUGCGCAGAGAAGUUGAAGAUCUGAAGCUUCGUCUACAAAUGGCUGCUGAUCAUUACAAGGAAAAAUUCAAAGAAUGUCAAAAACUUCAAAAGCAAGUAAACAAGUUUACAGAACAAGCAAAAACUGCAGGGCAUCCACAGAAACAGACAGAUGCAUCUAACAUUGAGACAGCUACUGCCGUUGUUACAGACAAAAAGUUGUCUGCGUCUCCAGUUAGCCCCACUUCAUCUGACAUAGUUUCGGAAUUUGUGGUAAAGGAGCAAGUACGUGAAAUGAACAAAGAAAUUGCUGAGAAAACAGAGAAGUAUAAGAAAUGCAAGCAAAUGUUGGCAGAAGAGAAGUUGAAGUGCAGUGUUUAUGCUGAUGAACUGGCUAAACUGGAGCUGAAGUGGAAAGAACAAGUGAAAAUCAAUGAAGGUAUAAAACUACAACUAGCAGCAAUGGAGGAUCAGUAUAAAAUUCAGCUGGCAGAAAAAGAGAGACGAAUAAAGGACCUGUCGUCACAGCUGGAGCUCCUUACCAGUGAGAAGGUAUUGUCACACACUCUGAAAUAUUAA